This is a messenger RNA of Plasmodium knowlesi strain H, 981 nucleotides long. Its product is annotated as 26S proteasome regulatory subunit RPN8, putative. NCBI's taxonomy places the organism in Eukaryota, Apicomplexa, Aconoidasida, Haemosporida, Plasmodiidae. The transcript is spliced from 2 exons. The record is from RefSeq and is a predicted model, not a curated record. Gene Ontology annotation, cellular component: proteasome regulatory particle; proteasome complex. The coding region runs from base 1 to 981 and encodes 326 amino acids. Gene Ontology annotation, biological process: proteasome-mediated ubiquitin-dependent protein catabolic process. Gene Ontology annotation, molecular function: protein binding; metallopeptidase activity.
AUGGAAAAUGACAUCUUCGAAAAAAGCAAAAAUGAGUUAGAGAGAAUCUAUCUAAACAAACAUGUGGUGGUGCACCCCAUAGUCCUCCUUUCAGUGGUGGACCAUUACAACCGUAUAGCAAGCAACACGAAGAAGAGAGUACUUGGCACAAUUCUUGGAGAAAAAAUAGACGGUGUUGUACACCUCACAAAUAGUUAUGCCUUGCCAUUUGAAGAGGACAUCAAGGAUAUUAACAUAUUUUUUGUGGACGAUAAUUAUAAUGAAAAUCUCUUCAACAUGAUACGGAAAAUUAACACUAGAGAAAAAAUUGUUGGGUGGUACACUACGGGUUCUAAUAUUAAGCCCAAUGACAUUUUCAUUAAUGAAAUUUUCUACAAGUAUCACCACGCACCCAUUUUCCUUUUGGUAAAUGUACACACAGAUCAGAGCAUCUUUCCUGUAAAUGCUUAUGUGGCUAUUGAGAAGGCCAUCUCUGAUAACAAAUUUAGAAAAACUUUCAUUCACAUCCCCGUGACGAUAGGAGCGUUCGAAGCUGAGGAUGUUGGAGUGGAGUUCCUUCUGAAAGAGCUGAAGAGUGUGUCGACUUCGACCCUGGCAACAAAAGUGGGAGACAAGCUAUCCUCCCUGAAAACCCUCAUUUUAAAGCUCCAUGAAAUUUCUGCCUACUUAAAUGAUAUUCUAAAUGGAAACAUCGAAAUGAACGUAAAAAUUUUGUACAAUCUGCAAAACGUAUUUAGUCUCCUUCCGGAUACGGAGAACCCAGAACUUUUGGAAUCCUUCAUGGUAAAAAAUAACGACAUCAUGUUAAAUGUAUUCAUUGGAAGCAUUACCAGGUCAGUCAUUGCUUUGCACAAUUUAAUUAAUAACAAAAUUGAAAAUAAAAUAAACGCAGAGAAGAAGAAGAAACUGGACGUGUCCAAAGAUGCAGAGGAUGAUAAAGAAAAGGACAAGGAGAAGGAAAAAUCCAAGAAAAAAAAUUAA